AUGAGAUACGCUUUCGCUCCCAUCGCGUUUGGCCUCGGAGCCAACGCCCUUGUCGUUCGUCAGGCUACACAGUGCUUCAAGCUUGAGGCGUCAGGCGGCGCAUCAGGUGUACUUGGCCAACUCGACGACGGCCAGAACCGUGUCGGUAACGGUGGUCUGCCUACCGGCUGCUACUGCCUGGACGGCAACGGUGGCUUCACUGAUUCCAAUGGACGUGGUUGCAUCCUAACUCCUCCCACCACCCAGUUCCAGUGCGAUGUUGGUGCUACCCCCACCAACGGCUUUGCGGUCGGUCCCAACGGUGGCGUUACAUACAACGGCUCCGGCAAGUUCUACGCUUGCCCCGUCAACGACAACGGCGAGUACAAUGUCUACACAACACCUGCCCCUGGUCAAGAGAAGUGCGUCGAGAUCUCUCUUGGCUCCGCUGGUUCUUGCGGGGCUGGCGCUACACAACCCGCUGGCUCUCAGCCUGCUGGCACACCUCCCGUAGCCACUGCGACUGGACCUGCUGGCACACCUCCUGUCGCUACCGCCACUGUACCUGCUGGAACACCUCCUGCUGGCACAUAUCCUGCUGGCACACCUGCUGGCACACCUCCUGCUGGUACACCACCCGCCGGUACACCUCCUGCUGGAAAGCCUUCUGAUAUGCCUGGAAAGCCUUCCGGUAUGCCUGGUAUGCCUUCUGGCAUGCCCGAGUACCCCGACCAACCUGGAAAGCCUCAGCAAUCAGGCAAGCCAGGCUACCCCGCCAUGUCUGAAGGCCAGAAGCCCUCCCAGCCCGCACCUGGUGUCCCUCAAGAGUCCGAGUGCGUUCCCAGCGUCGUGACCGUCACUGUCACUGCGCCUGCUGCUCCUCCCGCUGGAACCAACCCCGCUCCCGCUGAGACCAAGCCAGCCCCUCCCGCUGAGACUCAUCCCGCUCCUCCUGCCGAGACCUAUCCCGCUGCUUCCGCGACCAUGCCCGCUCCCCCAGCAGGAAGCAAGCCCGCUGAAACACCAGAGAACCCCGACGACGGCGUUAACAACGGCGGUGAGGGCUCAUGCCCCCAGGACCUCAACGGCAACUACGAGUACCCCCACCUCAUCGUACCUGUCGACUCCGAGCAGCCCGACAAGGCCCACGACACCUCCUACAAUGGCAUGGUUGAUAACCACACUUGCACCAUCUUCAACUUCGACAUCCCCGCCUCCAUGGCUGGCAAGAAGUGCUCAGCCAUGUUCAUGCUUCCCAAGAAGGAGGACCUCGAGACCUCCGACUACACCAUGUCUGGCCACGGAAAGUGCACCAUCAGCAAGCUCAAGGGCCCUGCCGAUGCAAUGACCACCUACAAGAACAUGCCCGCCAAGGAGAAGGACGUUGCCUCCAUGGAGAUGACUCCCGGCAACACCUACCCCGUCGAGACUGGUGACUGCGAGGCUGGCAAGACCGUCACCUACAUGAUCUGCGGCAGCGGCGACUUCUCCAUGGAUUACUUCCAGGACUACAACCCAAGCCCCCUUGGCAUGUACGUCCGCCAGUGCUAG
Molecule: messenger RNA, 1530 nt
Organism: Alternaria incomplexa
Lineage: Eukaryota; Fungi; Ascomycota; Dothideomycetes; Pleosporales; Pleosporaceae
Exons: 1
Coding region: 1-1530 (509 amino acids)
Source: RefSeq, a predicted model, not a curated record